GCUUUCCAGCAGAGCUCCACCCCUUCACCCCUCAACCCUCCUGACCGCAUUAGGGACGAAGGGUGUUCAUAAAAUGGAUGGAUGGAUUUACUUUGGAACUAAUUAUUUAGUUUCAGGCUAAAUAUUUAACUUGCUAACUAUUUACCAUUUGCAUUUUUAGCUUGAGGCUAAAUAUUUAGCUUGCUAACAAAAUAUUUGACUCCAAACUAAAUAUUUAGCUAACGAGCUAAAUAUUUGUAUUCAAACUAAAUAUUUAGUUUGUUAAAUAUUUGAAGAUAAUUAUUUAGAUUGCUAACUAAAUAUUAAGCAUCUAAGCAUUAUGCUAUAAAGAGAAACAUUUUGUUAUGAAGCUAAAUGUUGAGGUUGUUAAGUAAAAAUUAGCUAAAAACUUAGCUACCAGGCUAAAUAUUUAUAUCUACACUAAAUAUUAAGUUUGCUAAAUAUAUGAAGCUAAAUAUUUAGCCUGUUAGCUAAAUAUUGGUCUACAAACUAAAUACGUAGUUAAAUAUAUUAAUUAAAAAUAUUUAGCAGCUACGUAUUUAGCUUGUUAGCUAACAUUCAUUAGGAAGUUACUUUUGUGUCUCCUAACUAAAUAUUAAGCUAAGUAUCUGAAAGUAAUAAUUUAGCUUGAUAAAUAAAUAUUUUGCUCCAAACAUUUAGUUAGAAAGCUAAUAAUUUAGCUACUUCCAAGCUAAAGCUUGCUAGCUGUAAAAAAAAAAAAAAAAUUACAUUCAUUAUUAUAAAAUAUCUAAAGUAAUGUCAAAUUUAUUUAUGUCAUCAAAUAUUAUUCCAGUGUUGUUAUUCAGAUGCUACUAAGUAAUAAGGACAUAAUAAUCCAUAUCAAGAUUAUUGAAGGUAGCCUUCAUCAUAACAAUUUCCCGCCCUCUGACAUCAUCAUCAUCAUCAUCAACACGGAAGCAGCGGAGACCCGGGGGGGCAGGAGAGGUGCAGGGAGACGGAGAGGACAGAGACAUCCAGCUAAAGAGCCAGCGGAGACAGACAGGAGGACAGGACAGACGGGCAGGUGUCUGGGGAACAGCGGGACACUGAGACGCAUCGACGGGAACAUCAUGGCGCUGAUCCCCUCUCAGGUCCUGCGGGUCGCCAUCCUGCUGUCCUACUUCUCCAUCCUGUGCCACUACAAAGCGCUGGACAUGCCGGCGCACCAGACCUACGGAGGCAGCUGGAAGUUCCUCACCUUCAUCGACCUGGUGAUCCAGGCCGUGUUCUUCGGGCUGUGCGUCCUGAUCGACGUGUCCAGUCUGCUGACCAAAGGAGCCGACAGCAGGGAGCAGGAGCGCCAGCUGAAGAAGCUAAUCGGCCUGAGGGACUGGAUGAUGGCGGUGCUGGCGUUCCCCGUUGGAGCGUUUGUCGUGUUCACAUUCUGGACUCUCUACCUCUACGACAGAGAGCUGGUCUACCCGAAGCUGCUGGAUAACUUCAUUCCUCAGUGGCUCAACCACGGCAUGCACACCACCGUUCUUCCCUUCAUCAUCAUCGAGAUGCGGACCACCCACCACAGCUACCCCCGUCGGUCCUGGGGGCUGGCCGCCGUCUGCCUGUUUGGCGUCGGAUACAUUCUCUGGACGUGUUGGGUCCACCAGGUGACCGGUGUCUGGGUUUACCCGGUCCUUGAACGCAUCACGCCGCUGGCUCGGGUCGCUUUCUUCAGCGCCUUGACGGCCGUGAUCUGCAUCAUGUACGUCCUGGGAGAGAUCCUGAAUGGAUACAUCUGGGACCACACACACACAGAAAAGGUCAAAGGUGAGUGACCUCCUCUGCCUCCAUAGCCGCUUUGCGGACCGAGCCGAAGCCAGAACCACCGGACCUCGCUGGACCGGCAGCAGACCAGCUGAGGAGCAGAACCUGUAAUCAUCAGUGAACCUUUGAGUCGGAUGACGACGAAUCUUCUCUCGUUUUUGUUUGUGUCUUCGUGUCGUUUUGCUCUGAAUGUUCGGCUGCAGAAAGCCGAGCUGCAUGAGUUCUGGGAGGAAACCCAAACAGCUUCUCACCAGCCGGAACCGACGGUUCCUGCAGAACAAAUCAUCCUCCAUCUCAUCGUCACACUACAUUUCUGGAGGAAACUUGUGGUUGUUUUAAGGUGCAAAUAAAGCUUGAACAAAUCUGCA
Messenger RNA from Gambusia affinis (western mosquitofish), 2129 nucleotides. RefSeq names its product androgen-induced 1 (H. sapiens) (gene aig1). The record is from RefSeq and is a predicted model, not a curated record. NCBI's taxonomy places the organism in Eukaryota, Metazoa, Chordata, Actinopteri, Cyprinodontiformes, Poeciliidae. Gene Ontology annotation, cellular component: membrane; endomembrane system. The transcript has 6 exons. The coding region runs from base 807 to 1772 and encodes 321 amino acids.